Molecule: messenger RNA, 300 nt
Organism: Echinococcus granulosus
Lineage: Eukaryota; Metazoa; Platyhelminthes; Cestoda; Cyclophyllidea; Taeniidae
Exons: 3
Coding region: 1-300 (99 amino acids)
Source: RefSeq, a predicted model, not a curated record
AUGGGCCAAUCCCCCGAGGCGCCGUGUUUAGACAUGCUGAUGGGGGUGUCCAAGCUCCAAUUACUUUUCUCCACCUUGGACUGGACAGGUGAUAAAAGUGGCCACACACGUGGCGGCGCCGACAUUCAUUCUUUUGCUGAGUCCUCCUGUCCACAGGGCGGUGUGAACUGCUUUCGUCAAUCACCCUGGUCGCUCGUGCAGUUACAUGAAAGCCGGGGUCUUAUCAAACCCACUCAUCAGGCAGCCGCGGGAAGUGGUCAGCCCCCAAAACCACCACCACCACCACCCUCGUCCCCCUAG